ACCGCCCAAACCUAAGCAUACUACACAAAAUAUUUGUAUUAUAGUUGCACACACCAUUCCAAUCUUGAAGCAAAAAACAAGCACCAAGUGUCAUAUAGAACUCUCUUCUUCAACCUCAAAACAUUUAAGCAUAAAAGAAACACCCCCCCCCCCCCCCCCCCUACACACACACACAGAGCACCUAAUUCUCACCACCCACAACUCCUACUACUCAAUUUUGUUAUGUUUUGUCACAAAGUUUGAAUCUUUUUAUCUAUUUUGAUCAAUUCUUGAAGAAUCUUGAAGUGGGUAUUUUGUUUCCUCAUCUGGGUCAUCUCAAAUCCUGUUAAAAUGUACAAAAAAUGGGUCUUUUUAGGUUCUAAGAUGGAUAUUGAAGGCAGAAACCAAAAAGGUCAUCCAAUUAAGAAAGAAUCAUGGAGGACAGUGAUGAGUUUAGCUUAUCAAAGUUUAGGAAUUGUUUAUGGUGAUUUAAGCACUUCACCUUUGUAUGUAUACAAAAGUGCUUUUGCAGAAGACAUACAACAUUCAGAGUCUAAUGAAGAGAUAUAUGGUGUUUUAUCUUUUGUCUUCUGGACAUUAACUUUAAUCCCACUUCUAAAAUAUGUGUUUAUAGUUCUUAGAGCUGAUGACAAUGGUGAGGGGGGUACUUUUGCUUUGUAUACAUUGUUAUGUCGUCAUGCUCGCGUCAGCACUUUGCCCAAUGGGCAGCUUGCUGAUGAAGAGCUUUAUGAGUAUAGAAAAGAUGAAAUCAGUUCUGGUUAUAGGGAUUUUGGGUUCAGUUUGAAAUCAGUUUUGGAGAAAUAUAAAAUCUUGCAGAAAGUUUUGCUUGUUUUGGCUUUGCUUGGUACUUGUAUGGUCAUUGGUGAUGGCGUUCUUACUCCGGCUAUCUCGGUUUUCUCUGCUGUUUCUGGGCUUGAGCUUUCUAUGUCAAGAGAGCACCAUCAAUAUGUGGAAGUCCCGGUUGCUUGCGUCAUAUUGGUGCUCCUGUUUUGCCUCCAACAUUACGGGACCCACCGUGUAGGGUUCUUGUUUGCACCUAUCGUGAUCAUGUGGCUUCUGUGCAUCAGCGCCAUCGGAGUUUACAACAUUUUUUACUGGAACCCACAAGUUUUUCAAGCGUUAUCGCCUUAUUACAUGUACAAGUUUCUUAAGAAGACAAAAAUAGGAGGAUGGAUGUCGUUGGGUGGGAUCUUGUUGUGUAUAACAGGCUCAGAGGCCAUGUAUGCUGAUCUUGGUCAUUUCUCACAGUUAUCUAUCAAGAUGGCUUUUACGUUUGUGGUUUACCCAUCCUUGAUUCUUGCUUACAUGGGCCAAGCCGCGUAUCUUUCAAAGCAUCACAUUCUUGAAACCGACUACCGCAUCGGUUUCUACGUAUCCGUUCCCGAAAAGUUAAGAUGGCCGGUUCUUGGAAUCGCGAUACUUGCUGCGGUUGUCGGAAGCCAAGCGAUCAUCACCGGAACGUUUUCUAUUAUCAAACAGUGUUCGGCAUUGGGUUGUUUCCCGAGGGUCAAAAUAAUCCACACGUCGCCUACUAAUAAGCACGGUCAAAUAUACAUUCCCGAGAUCAAUUGGACUUUGAUGCUCCUAUGUUUAGCCGUCACAAUCGGUUUUCGUGACACCAAACAUAUAAGCAAUGCAGCAGGUUUGGCGGUUAUCACGGUUAUGUUGGUCACGACCUGCUUAAUGUCGCUUGUAAUGGUUUUAUGCUGGCAAAAAAGUGUAUUCUUGGCUAUCGGGUUCAUGUUCUUCUUUGGUUCGAUAGAAAUGCUGUACUUCUCGGCAUCCUUGAUAAAGUUUCGCGAAGGUGCGUGGGUCCCGGUCGUCCUCUCAUGCAUCUUUCUAGUCAUCAUGUUUGUGUGGCACUAUGGAACGAUAAAAAAGUACGAGUUCGAUGUUCAAAACAAAGUUUCAAUCAAUUGGCUCCUCAGCUUGGGCCCUACUCUCGGCAUCAUGCGGGUCCGUGGGAUCGGACUCAUACACACCGAGCUCGUUUCGGGGAUCCCCGCCAUUUUCUCACAUUUCGUCACAAACCUCCCAGCGUUUCACCAAGUUGUCGUAUUCCUCUGUGUGAAGUCGGUCCCCGUGCCUCACGUAAGGCCCGAGGAGCGGUUUCUAGUCGGAAGGAUCGGCCCGAAGGAAUACAGACUGUAUCGGUGCAUAGCAAGAUACGGGUACCGUGAUGUCAACAUGGACGAUGUUGAGUUCGAGAAAGAUCUCAUUUGCUGCGUAGCCGAGUUCAUUCGUACGGAACGUGCCAAUGCUUCCGACGGUAACGGCGCUAAUGAUGUGCCCGAAGACUCUGAUAACGACGGGAAGAUGUCGGUUGUGGGGACCGCUUCCACCAACGUAGAAGGGAGUAUACAGAUAUGUGACGACGAAAACGGGCUUUCAACUGAACAUAAAGAGAUAACAGUUGCGGUUACAUCACCCGUUCCGAGAAAGCGGGUGAGGUUUGUCGUGCCCGAGAGCCCGCAAAUGGAAAGAGGUGUGAGAGAAGAGUUGCGGGAACUUAUGGAGGCCCGAGAAGCCGGGAUAGCUUUUAUUCGGGGACAUUGUUACGUAAAGGCGAAAAGCGGGUCGGGUUUGAUGAAAAGGUUUGUGAUAAAUUUUGGGUAUGAUCUUUUAAGAAGGAAUUCUAGAGGCCCAACAAAUGGCUUGAGCUUCCCUCAAGCAUCUACCCUAGAGGUUGGGAUGGUGUACCAAGUUUGAUUAUUCGUUUGUCAUAAUAAUCUAUUGGGCUUUUAAUGGCCCACAAAGAGGCCCAACAAAUGCAUGUAAUUAACUGUCACUUUUGUUGUAUAUCAUAAGAAAAACGUUGGUGGGCUUGUAGCCUUCUACAUGUCAACAAUAA
Messenger RNA from Helianthus annuus (common sunflower), 2851 nucleotides. RefSeq names its product potassium transporter 8. The transcript has 8 exons. The coding region runs from base 331 to 2709 and encodes 792 amino acids. The record is from RefSeq and is a predicted model, not a curated record. NCBI's taxonomy places the organism in Eukaryota, Viridiplantae, Streptophyta, Magnoliopsida, Asterales, Asteraceae. Gene Ontology annotation, cellular component: membrane. Gene Ontology annotation, biological process: potassium ion transmembrane transport. Gene Ontology annotation, molecular function: potassium ion transmembrane transporter activity.